Molecule: messenger RNA, 6873 nt
Organism: Condylostylus longicornis
Lineage: Eukaryota; Metazoa; Arthropoda; Insecta; Diptera; Dolichopodidae
Gene: NfI
Product: nuclear factor 1 X-type
Exons: 13
Coding region: 3979-6408 (809 amino acids)
Biological process (GO): regulation of transcription by RNA polymerase II
Cellular component (GO): nucleus
Molecular function (GO): DNA-binding transcription factor activity, RNA polymerase II-specific; RNA polymerase II cis-regulatory region sequence-specific DNA binding
Source: RefSeq, a predicted model, not a curated record
UUUGUUCGAAAAUGAGAAAGGGAUAGGAGAAUUGGAAAAUUUUUAUACUUUAUUUUUAGAUUUUCUUUUGCUUUUUUUUUAUUUUUUGCUGCUUUACUAAAUUUUCACUUAUAUUGCAUACAUGUGUAUAUAUAAAAAAAAAUUUUCUUCAUCGUAGGAUGCAAUGAUGUUGCGAACAUAGAAUACUGAAAAAACAUAAAAUAAAAAAGUUCUACAAUUUUUUUUAUUUUCAGUUUUUCUUUUUCCUCCCUGUUUCUUCUGUUUCUUUUCUUUCUUGUACUUAUACUUCUUCUUCUCACUUUAAUAAAAAUGGUAUUUUUUUUUUAUUAUUUGUUUUAUUAUACUUUCUGUUAUUCGCCGUUAUUAGUCGUUCCGUUUCGUUCUCUUUUUUCUAAAACUAAAAUAAAUUUAUAUAUAAAUAAAAAAAAAUAAAAAAAAAAAAUAUAUAUAUUUUUAUUUAUUUAUCCUAAUAUAAAUUAAAAAAAUAUAUAUAUAAAUAAAUAACAAUAAUAAAUAUAUAUAAAUAAUUAAAUAAAUGUUUAUAGUUUUAAAUUAAAAAAAAAAUUAAGAUAAAAUUUUAAAAUAAAAAAUAAUUCUUUUUUUUAUAUUUAUAUGGGUGUUAAUUUUUGGAUGCCUUUAAUAAUACAAUAAAAUUAUUGACAUAGAACGCACAUAAAUGAAAUAACAGAAAAGAAAACCCAAAAGAAAAACUCAACCGGAAAUUUCCUAGUACUAGAGAAAAAAAAAAUACAAAACUUAUUGAAAUAUUUUAUUUUUGUCGCUCUAUUUUAGCAAAGAUAUGAUAACUAGAGAUGAUAAGUUUCAAAAAUGUGUUUAGAUUUGACAAUGACACCACUUCGACAAUACACAAAACAAUAUUACAAAAUAUCAGCUGAUAUAAUGAUUAUGGAUAAAAAUUCUAUUCAAAAUAAUUUUUACCAUUACUGCAUAUUCAUUAAAUCGUCAGUCUUACGAUAAAUUAAAAAAAACCAAAAGGUAAAAGAACUGAAAUUAAAAACCGGGAAAUAUUAAAUUUUAACCAAAAAAGCAACAAAAAUACAACAAAUAAAAUAAAUAAUAUUGAUAAAGAAAAAAUAUUAAAAUAACGGAUAUUAAUAUAAAAAUUAAAUACUAGAUAACGCACACACGCAUACUUGCACUUAUACGUUUAAAAAUGAAACAAAAAAAAGCGGAAUACUAAACUAAAAUAUAUAAAAAAAAAUAUACUAAAAUAAGAGAUUAAACUAAAAAGGAAGAAACUAAGAAGAAAUUAAACUAAAAAUUAGGAUUGCAAAAAAUCCUGCUACAAAAAAAGAAAAAACUUAUAUAAAAAUAAAAAUAUGGUUGUUACACUAUUUCGCACAUAUUAUUUAUAUGAAAAAGAAAACACUAAGAAGAAAUAAAGCAAUUAUAAUUAGUUGUAAGGAGAGAAAGGACACUACAUACGUAAUGAAAAUAAUUCAUUAACGCCGCCGUCACGAAGAGCAAAUCUAAAGCAGAAACAUAACAAUAACAACAACACCAACAAAAACCAAAUCAAAAUAAGACAAGAUUACAAAACCUAAGACAACACAGAGACAACUGUAUAAUAUAUUAAUUUUGAAUUUUUAUAAUAAAAAUAAUAAUAAUAAUUAAAAGAAAAAAAACUAAAUAGAAAUAAAAUUAAUAUACAAUUUAAAUUAUAAAAUAUAUAAUUGAUGAAAUACACCAUAAAAAAACAAGGGAUAUUAUCUACAAGAAAUAAAAGAAAGGAAAUGUCGCCGUGUUAGAAAAUCAGAGCUAAACAAAAUUUACGCAAUUCAAACACCAAAAGAAAAAUUGAACCAGACAACCGAUUAGAAAACUAAUCUUAUAUAUAAUAUUUAAAAUUAAAUAUAAACUUAAAAAAAAACAAAAGAGAAAAAACGAAAAAAAGAGAGUUCUAUUGGUUGCUCUAAUAGAACAAAACAUAAAUCUCAAAAUCAAAAUAAAUAAUUUUUUUUACUCUUUAAUUUUUUUCACACCACUUAAAAAAUUCACACACAAAAACACUUUAGUUAGUGUGUUUAGCAGUUUAAAUAAAAAAAAUACAAAAUACAUAAUAAUACAAAUUAAUAUACAAUAAUUUAAAACAUAUAUAUAAAUAAAAAAACAACUAUAUAAAAUUAAGAAGCAAUAAUAAUAAUAUGGUAAUUUUAUUAAUAGCAAAAAAAUUAGCAACACAACAAUGUAAUAAUAAUAAUAAUAAAAAAAAGAAAAAUUUAAAAUUAAUUUAAAACAAUAAACGAAUUAAAAUAAAUCAAAAGUAAUAUAGUAGGUAUAACGUAAUUAUAAAUUAAAAUAAAGGUAAUACUAAAGUAAUGCUAAAUAAAAUAAAAGUAAUACUAAAUUAAAAAAUAAACAAAUAAUCAAAAACAAAAAAAGGUAUCGUUCUGUCUUUAUCUUAAUUGUAUUGAUAAAACAAAAUAAAAUUAAUAAAAAAGCACUUUAUUUUAAUAUUUUAACCAAUAACAUUUUUACAAAUAAAGUUCAACAUUAAAAAAAAAAUUAACUAAAAUAACAAAAAACAAAAAAAAAAAAAACACAAAAAAAAGAAAAACAAAAAUCUUUUUUCAAAAAAACAUACUUCUACUGAUUCUACAAUAAUAUUAUUUUAUAACCGCUCAACUGCAACCACAAAGUAUUUGCGCGCGUGAUAACGAAACAAGAAGUGACGAUCAAAAUACGAAAAAAAAGAAAACUGAAAAAACUUCUUUAUAAUUUUUUUUUAAAAGAGACAUCUUUUACCUCCGUUUCACUUCUCCGGUUUACUUUAUUGAAAAAUAUAAGGAAUUAUUAAAAAAACUUAAGGGAAUUAAUUAAUAAAUUGUGUUGAUGAGGUUGUAGAAUUUAAUUUUUAUUUUAAAUUAAAUUUUUUUGAAUUUUCAAUUAAUUUUGGAAAAUAAAAUAUAUUUAUAAUAUAUUUAGUUAACACCAAUAGCAAUAAUAAAAUUUUUUCAAUUAUGAAACUAACAAUAAAAAAAUUUACCGUCCGAAAAUUUUAAUUUAAAUUCUUUUCUUUCAAAUUAAUUAUCAAAAAUAAAAAACAUUGCAAAAUAUUUAUAUUUAUGACUACAACUACAAUACUACAUAACUACACAUAAAACUAUUAAUAAUUAUUUAAAUAAUAAUAUUUAGCAAUAAAGUAUAAAAACAACAUUAAAUAAAAAAAGAAAAAGAAAAUAAACACCAGAGUAACGUUAAUAAUAUAAAAAAAAAAAAAUUUAAAGUGAAGUGAAAUUUAUAUAAAAAUAUUUUUUUUCGUAAUUUUCGCGUUACCAUAUUGUAGUGGUGUAAUUAAUUAGAAUUUUUACUACAAAUUCUAACUCUUAUUAUUUAAAAAUAUUGAUGAUUAAUAUAUUUAAAUUUACUAUUUUUUUUUCCGUUAUUGCAAUUCGCUAUUAAGAAUCUCGUUAUUUUCAAUUAUUUAAAUACAUAAAAAAAUCAAAAAUAAAAAAAAAGAAGACGCACACAGGCAACAACAAAACUAAAGAAAGAAAAAAAGCAACUCUACAUAAAAAAUACCCAGCAGAAACAAACACAACAGCACAAAGAUAUUAAAUACUUACUGAGAAUUUCAACUAAAAGAGAGAAUAUUUUGUGUUCUCAUUUUACGGCUUUUUUUUGUUUUUUUCUUAAAUUUAAUAUCGAAAAAAAUAAAUAAAACACAAAAAAAAAACAAAAAUAUAAAACCAAAAUAAAGAAGCAACCAGCAAAUGUUUAUACCUGAUUCACUAAGAAGCUGUAUGAUUGAGACGGACGUUACAUCAUAUCUACAGACACCAUCUUCAGGACAGGUGCUUGUGCUACUCUUCUGCUACCAACCAGCCGAAAUCCAUAUCAUAUGAUGAAUUUCAUCCGUUCAUCGAAGCGUUAUUACCAUUCGUUAAAUCAUUUUCAUAUACAUGGUUUAAUUUACAAGCAGCAAAAAGAAAAUAUUAUAAAAAACAUGAAAAACGUAUGUCACUUGAAGAAGAGAAACAUUGUAAGGACGAAUUACAGAAUGAAAAAGCAGAGGUGAAACAAAAAUGGGCAUCUCGCCUUUUGGGAAAAUUAAGAAAAGAUAUUACACAAGAGUGUCGAGAAGAUUUUGUACAAAGUAUUACUGGUAAACGUCAAUCGAUAUGUGUAUUAUCAAAUCCAGAUCAAAAGGGUAAAAUGCGUCGUAUAGACUGCCUACGUCAAGCUGAUAAAGUAUGGCGUUUAGAUUUAGUUAUGGUGAUAUUAUUUAAAGCAAUACCAUUAGAAAGUACAGAUGGUGAAAGAUUAGAAAAAAAUCCAGAUUGUACACAUCCAGGUUUAUGUGUUAAUCCGUAUCAUAUAAAUGUAUCUGUACGUGAAUUGGAUUUAUAUUUAGCUAAUUUUAUAAAUACACAUCCACAUGAUAUAUUAUUAAGUCCACCGGUUUAUCACCAUAAUUAUAAUAAAACGAAAGAAGAAGAUCGUAAACAGAAAGUUACAGGUUUUACACAUAAUCCAUAUAAUGGAGUCAUAUGUAAUGAUAUAAUCUUGGCUACUGGUGUUUUUUCUUCCAAAGAAUUAUGGAAACUUUCAAAAUCAUCAAUUCUUGAUGAAACAAAUGAAUUGAUUCACCAAGCGAAUACAACUAAUAUUAAAAUGGAAAAUGUUGCCAGCACAUAUUACUGUAACAGUUAUCCGUUAACAACAGCACCUGUACCGAGCAUAGUUUCAGCAGUAACUGACCGUUCUUUAACAUCAUCUAUGGUAGUAUCAAGUGGUUAUAGUAUUGAUUUAGUUGAUCCUAGAUCAAUGCAUUUAACGAAUUCCCCAUUAUUGCGAACGCAACCCUCAUGUAAAACAGAUCCAUGUUCAACACCACCAAAUGAAACUGGCAGUAGUUUUUCUGUUAUAUUAAGACCAACACAAGAUCAAGUCAAUAGUAAUAAUCAUACUGGUAGUGGUGGAGGUGAUCCAAUACCACUACAACGUUAUACACCAACAAGUGCAACAUCUAGAUUAGUUUCUGUUAAUCAAUCAAGGUCGAAUCAAGAAGUUCUGUUGCAACAUAAUCCAACUGGUCUUAUAUCACAUUCAAUAAGUCCUGGUGCAACAACAAUAUACUAUCAACAUAACAGCCCAAAUGAUCCUCCUGAUGUUUGUUCAUCAACAUCAAAUGAUGGUAAUCAACAACAACAACAGCAGCAACAGCAUCAUCACCAUCCACAUCAUCAUCAUUCACAUACACAACAUCCUUCAGUGGUUGCUUCAACAAAAUAUGUUGAACAAACUGUAAAUGGUCAUGAUACAUUAACAGAUUUUGUAACAUUUGUUUGUCAAGAGCAGCAACAACAGCAACAACAGCAUGAUCCCAGUAAUAAUUCAAAUCAAAAUUCAUCUGAUCAAUUCCAAGUUCAAAAUGUUGGUGUUAGCCGAAAUAGCAGUACCGGUAGUAGUGCAACAUCAUCAAAAACUUCAUCAUUACAAUAUCCACAAUAUAGUACAAUGUUACCACCACCACCAUUGCCACCGAUGGCAAGGCCAGUUGCUAUUAUAAGAUCAACAGCUGAUUUAACAAUGGUUGGCUCACCACCGUCAUCCAUAUCACCACCGUCAGCAGCAAAUACUGGUUCAAUAUCAUCACCUCAAUCACAUCCGCAACAACAGCAGCAGCAACAUCAUCACCAUCAUCACCAUCAGCAACAGCAGCAGCAACAACAGAAUCGAUCAGAUACAAAUGAUCAACACAAUUUACAGCAAACCAACACUAGCACAAGUAGCGCUGGUGGUGGUAGUGGUAAUGUAUCCAAUUCUAAUAAUAAUGGUGGUUCAAAUAAUAAUGGUAAUAAUGGUGGUGGCAAUAAUAAUAGUAAUUCUAGCAAUAAUGGGGGUGAUAAUCAAAGUAAUCCUGGUACGCCAAAAAAUUCCAGCGGUCCAAGUGGUAGUACAAAUAGUGGAAAUAAUAGUAAAAAUUGUCAAUCAACUGAUAUGACAUCAUCACCACCGUUAAGUCCACAAGACAAUAAUAUGGACAUUGUAUGCCGAAAAUCAUCGUCAUCAUCAUCUUUAACCAGAAUUUCAAGUAAUCCAUAUCCAACGGGAAGAGAUUAUGCAACAUUUAAUCAUCAUUUUCAUACUCAAUCAUCAGCCCCGCUUUUGGGCUAUACCAGCUCUAUUUCAACAAUGUCUAUGUCGGGUGUUUUAAGUCCAACAAAUUUAAGUUUAUAUUCGUCACCUGUUACAACGCCACGUACAACACCAAGAACUAGAUGGAAUCCACAAUUUUUAAUGGAAGAAGAUUUUGGUAUGAUUACACAUCCGGUUUCUAGUAAUAAUCCUGAAGUAAAUUCAGUUAUAUUAAUGGAAGAAGAUCACUCUUCAACGAUUCGAUAUACUGAAGAAUAUUCAUCGAGUAGAGACUAUGUUACUUGAUUCUAAAAUUAAUACGUAAAUUAUUUAGUAAAUAUAUAUAUUUGUACAUAUAAAAUAAUCUCUGAUUUUGAAAUUACAUUAAAGCAAUAAUAAUACGAAAUUCAAGGGCUAUAUUUUCUGAAUUGUGUAUUAGUAUAGUGGUAUUGUAAUUUUGAAGUCGAGGAUGCUAUAUACAUACAUAUACAAUUAUGUUAUUGUAAAAUUAAAUGUUUUAAUUUAUAAAAAAAGUAUACUAUGAUAUAAAAUUGAGUUUUAAAUAUUCAAAUUACAUUUUAAUAAUAUUUAGUAUUACUAAAAUAACAUUUAGUAAUGUAUCUAUAUAUAUUUUGCAUGCAUAUUUAUAUUUAUUAUUAUUAUACAAAGUAAAUAAAAAUAAAAUAAUAUAAAUUAUAAAUAAUUAUUAUAACUUUGAUAUUACAAAAACAAAAAAAAAUUAAAAUUCACAAAAUCCCUGACUUCAAAAUU